ACAUUAAGCUUGAAUUUUCUGAAGUGCCCUUCUUCCAGAGCAUACAGUACUGAAAUGUCUUGCCUGAAGCACAUUUAACCUCUUUUUGCAGUGGUCGUAUGAACAGCAGUGUAUGGAAUGAAAACAUUGAACUGACAUUUCUAGAAAACAGACAUCAUGUGUGCCAUCCUUUGGGAAUAUUUGUUUGCCUCUCUGAAGGUUUCAUAAAUUGUGACAGUCAAUUCACUGUAUUCCAGUAGUCCUUGCAAGCUGUUCAUUUCAAAAAUAAAACAUUAAAUUCCAAGAAUUCAAAGUCUCCAAGCAACCAAACCCAGCAAACAAAACUAUUGUACAUGAUAUUUACAUCUUUGUUGCCUGGGAAUCCUGUUGCUGCUCCACACCUCACUCCAAACACUUGCUAAAAGCAUGCAAUGGUUUUUGCAGCUGCCUUGCAGUUUAGGAAAGAUCAAGUCACAGACAUGUGGGUCAGAGAGCUGUGAUUCCUGAGUGGCUGAGGCAGCCAUGAGUAGUCGAGAGGUGGUCGUUCUGAGUGUGGGAGGUGUGAGAUUUGUAACCCGGGCUUCCACCUUGCAGCAGUUCCCCGAGUCCAGGCUGGCACGGAUGGUGAAUGACGAUGACCGGGAAUUUAAACUGGUGAAUGGAGAGUUUUUUGUGGACAGAGAUGGAACUUUGUUUAGUUACAUCAUGGACUUCUUGAGGACUCUCCAGGUGUCCUUACCAACUGAUUUCUCAGACUAUCAGAGGCUGCAGAGAGAAGCAGAAUUCUAUGGACUCUACCCCCUGGCCAACCUCCUGAGCCAAGAACAUUUGCUGAAGCCAAGGCUGGAGAUCUUGGAAGUGCGUUUUUCUCUCCAAGAAAUGCAGGCCUUUUUCCGGAUCUUUGGUUCCUGCAGUACCACCAUUGAUGCACUAGCUGAGCAGAUCACUGUGUUUACAGGGCAGCAGCCAGGACAGGGCUGGAACAGCCCUUUUCCUUCCCAGAAACCACUUGUUCCGCUUCCUUUGGAAAGACCCUCACAUCAUGAUAUGGUUUUUCUGUGUGGUACUGAGUAUUCUGCUGGUGACCAGUUCGUGGCCAGGUAUGUUUCCAUAAAGCCUGAUAAGAGAAAGCUGAUUAAUGGCACUAACGUGCUAGGCCUGCUGCUUGACACUUUACUCAAAGAUGGAUUUCGCCUCAUAAGCACCAGGACAGCCGGCAGUGAAGAGAAGGUUGAAUGCUACACUUUUGAAAGGAUGAAGAGGGCACCAGGCCUUGCCAUCAUGGUGAACCAAACCCCAGGGAGCUCUGGGGUAGCACAGGCAAGGAGAAGCCAAGUACAGAAAGGGAAAUAAGGGCUUUUGCUUCCAUCUUUUGAAUGUAGAAGAGGGAUGUGUCAGCACUAGUGACCUUUUUUUUGUUAUUUUGGCUUGUUUGAAACUGCAGCUAUUGAAGGAACCAACACAUUUUCUUUCAAAUAUUUAUGGGGAAAAAUUACUUUCUUGCCUUUUACUGCUCUACCCUCUUUAAGUAAAAGAAGCCCAGAUUCAAUACUGGGUUUGUGGAUCAGAUUUCAGCAAUUCCGAGAGUUGUUUUUGUUUUUUCUCUGUGGCUAAAAUUUACAUGAGGACUCACAAAGCAUCAGCCAUCCCUCCCAGAAAAUUGUUUUUAUGUUCUGUGCUAAUCUGCAAAUAGCUAUUAAAAACAUGGUAAUACAUGAAGAUGAUGCAGCUGUCAUCCCAACAGUUGGAAGUGGCUGGAGGAGGAAUGCAAGCCCCAAUGAUUGAUUAGUGCUUCCACUCACUGACUCUCUUGCACUUGGCUGAGAACAGUGUAAGGGGAACAUCCCGAGCUGUGCUGCUGUGUGGCUUUGUGAAAGCCAUCACUGAGGUCUGUGUGACUGUCUCUUGUCCUCUCCUCCCAUCUGGUGGCAUUAAGAUGCUCUUUGGUUCUGAGAAUUAAAUUAUAAAGAUCUUUGUGAACAGAAGGUCAGUUAAUUUUUAGUGCUUUCACCACAAAAAGGAGGAAAAUGUGAUGAAUAGCCCUUCACAUGAAAGAGUUUGUACAGUUUCAAACAAAACAGUGCAAAGGAUUUUUUAGUACUUGUUAAGUACAACACUGUUAGAAGGCUUAGCAGAAGUGGCUUUAAGAGCCUUGUUAGUCCUGUCAAACCUUUGUAAAGAUGAAAAAAUUUGCUCAGGUACUGAGAGAGGUAAUGAAGCUUUAUAAAUUAAGAAUCUUUUGUCCUUCCAUCAAGGCAGGGAAGAUACAACUAACGAAUCCCUGAAGUUACUGCUAUCUCAGUUUUGUUGCUGGUAAAACACAGAAUUCACAGAAUCACAAGGUUGGAAGAGACCUUAAAGAUCAUCGAGUCCAACCCGUGCCCCAACACCUCAGCUCAACCAUGGCAUCAAGUGCCACAUUCAGUCAUCCAGUCUGUUUUUAAACACAUCCAGGUAUGGUGACCACCACCUCCCCAGGCAGACCAUUCCAGAACUUUAUGAGUCUUUCUGUGAAGAACUUUUUCCUAAUAUCCAACCUAUAUUUUCUUUGUCGCAGCUUGAGACUGCACCAUCUUCCCAAGGCUUCGAACAGCCCAGGAGAACCACUUUGGGCUUUCUUGGCUGACCAAUUAGAUCUGGCUUUUCAUUAGUUUUAAAAUGUGCAUGCAUUACUUUAUUGGCAGCACUUGAUAAGGGGUGUGGGACUCAGCCAAAUGUUUCUUGCCCUAAGGAGUUUCAGUAAAAUGCAUCUUUCCAGACUGGAAAGAGGUGCCACUAUGGGACAUGUCUUUUCUUUGGCUACUGCUCUGGGACAUUUCAGCUUGACCCAAGUUCAGAAGCUCAGUGAGAUCCUCUUUGCUUGUUUUAGAGCUGUUUGAAUUAAGAAUAAUAUGAUUAUAGGACUACAUCUCCCAUGCUGCUUACAGGUUAUGUAGUAAAUGUAAGAGUGAAUGAUUCUACUUCAAAUGGGAUUUUUUUGGUCAGUAAUGUCAAUGUGUUCAUAUUUCUCUUGAAGUAAGAUAUUUCUUACAGUGAGAGCCAUCAUUUGCUGAACAACAUUCCCACAGAUGUGGUGGAGUCUCCCUUGUUAGAAAUUUUGAAGAGGAUGCUAAAUGUCUUUAUGGAGGCUCUGUGUCACAUGAAAGGCUGGACCAGAUGAUCUUUGAGUUCCCUUCCAGCCUGUCCCCACUAGUUGCUGUGCUGCUUGUUUGGAAAAGAUAAUGUUGAUUACUGGGACAGUUACUGGCCGUGGAUAUUGUAGGUGGAGGGACUGGCCAAUGUAAAGCACAAGACCAAAAAAAAAGCAAAUCCUUACAGGGAAAGCUUAAAAAAUAGACUUGAGGCUGUAUUUAGACAUUAUGCCCUAAAUGAUCACCAAUAGCAGUGACGUAAGCUGAGACAAGUUUCAGAACCCUUCAUAGUAACAAUUACACUGUUUCACCUACCACAAAAGUAGGGACUUUGUUUUCCUUGCUGCAGUAGCCACUUUGAAAAUCAGUUUGGAGUCCAAUUUUUUUUUUUUAAAUAAAGUGAAAGAAAAGACAAAAUACUUCAAUUUUUAAAGAGCCCCAAAGUUUUUACCUAUGCCAUCAUUCAUGUUCCAUGUCUUUGGCAAAAUGAACGUUUGAUACAACCAUUUCAAUAACAUUUUAUGAUGAGCUGAACACAUAGGUUAAUUUUUAUGUAGCACAGCAUCAUUCUAUGAAUGCAGUAUUUGGCUCUGGAAAAUAUCCCAGUGCAAGUUGCUGUCAUGUAAAGAACCAUAUGUGCUUUACCUCGCCCUUGGGUAAGUGUGCUGUGAUUCUGUGCUGCUUUUGGAAGCAAAGCACAUGACCAUCAACAAGCUUGUGUUCCCAGAGUUCUUUAGCAUUUAUUCUUACUUAGCUCUGAACUGAGAAGUGUCACCUUCUGUCAUUUUGUGUUCCUGCAGAGAACAUGAUUAGGCUCUUACACUGUGCUUUCACUUUGUUGGGGUUUUUGUUUGUUUGGUUUUUUAACUAAUAGUUCCUUAAACAAGUUUGAGAGCAUGUGUGUGAACAACAUGAUAGAAAUCUGUUGAAUGUGUCUGACUGAUACCAGUAGGAUACUCAUGACUUCAACGGAAGAUUGAUGGAAUAAAUUAAUUGAAUUGAAGCUGGUUCUUCAAGGAGAGCACCUUACUGGAUUUCUUUACACAGAAAAAGGAAGCAGGGAUGAUAGAGCUACAGGUGUUGUGUAGCUUCAAGCAACAACUAAAUGGCAGUACUUGUGGAGGUACAGAUGAAAUUAUGUUUAUUUGCAGACAAAUUAAUAUAAAAAUAGCACUGAUUUACUAGGAGGAUCUUCAGCUGGCCUCCACCUUGUGAGGUUAUUUAUGUUACUGUAAAGUGUUGCUGAGUCAGGAUGGCAAAUUUUCUGUGCCCUCUUUGAAGUGGUAUGCAGUGUAACCUGCAGGCACCAAGGCAGGAAUUUAGAAAUAGUGACCAAUGUUUUUACUGCUCCUUCACCUCUGAAGCCCCAAACAAGCAGGGAUGCAGCAGAGAGCAGACUGUGUGGUGUGUGCUCAGCACAGUUAUUCACUCAAAAGGGAACAGCUGUACAAGUGAAUUUUGCUGAUAGGAACUAUGAGUCUGAGUGAUUUUAAAAGCUGUUUUGUCAAAACCAGAUUAUGUGCUAAACUGAGUACUUCCACCCAAACCUUGGCAGGCAAUUCAACUCUGGUAUCUCACAACACAAUCUUUGCUAGACUAGCAGUGUGUUGUAGGUGACUUGGUUGUACUUUCACAUGUGAGAACCAGAAGGUCUGAUAUCUCAUAUCUAGCUCUCUUUUUGAUUAAAUGGGAAUGGGAUUUUGAGACAUUUAGACUUUUAUUUUCCAAUAAAAGUAAUUUGUUAUCCCUGACAUAAUCCGCUUCUUCAAGUCAUUGCCAACUUUCUCAAGAGAAUUCCUUUAUUUCAUGUGAAGAUGCAAAAUUUGCCGAUUUCAGUAAACUACACUGCUGUAUUUGCAUUUUUAUUCUUCCCUGGAUUCAGCAGAAAUGUGCAAACUGUUCCACUGCCUGUGAUGUUAGAAAGGAACUGCCACAGUGCGGGGGCAGCCCCCUCGCUCACUCACAAUGAGCUCUCUGUGGCUUUGUAACAGGCAAACACACAGAGCCAUAGGGGAAAAAGAAACUGAAUGGUGAGGCAGCACCAUCAUCCUGUCCCACUCACAGGGACUGCAUGGCAUGGCAGAAGGAGAUCAUCCAAAAUGAGGUGAUAGCUUACGGGAUUUGCAAAAGGCAGACGAUUUACAAAGACAAUGCCUCAUUUGCUUUAUACUUUCUCAUCUCAAUCACUUUUCCCUCCUUUAUAAUUGGGUGUCAUCCUGUGUUUCCAUAUUCAAGAUUGUCAAGGGCUUUGCAAGUACACUUGUGAUGCUGGUUGGAUGUCCCAACAGGACAGAGGUACCACACACUUUUUCCAUGCCCCUGUUCUUGCACCAUGUAACUGUGCUGACUUCCUUUUCUAGUGAUGACUGACAUUUUGUGUGCUUUUAAGUAACUUUUUGCCUGCUUCUUCACACACUUGGAAGUCUCUCGUGUCGUACUUAUCCUUUCAGGGACAUGUCAUUUACUUACCACUUGAAUUGUUCAGUAUCCUGCUGAUACCAGGAAGGACAGAGUCUAUUGUGAAAUACCUUCUUGUUCUGGGUUUUGAUUUCAAUGGCAGUUCAUGAGGGUUUUUGUUUUCUUUGGGAAGUGCAGUCACUGCAUUCUUAUAGGUUCUGCAGUCAGCACUCAUGUGAUUGUAUAACUGAUUAAGAAUAGAUGUUUAAAUAAAGCUCUAUAAAUUGAUACAAUAGACUAAGAUACUAUUUAGAUUAAGACUGAUCUCUGUGCUGGCCAUAGUACUGGGGAGUUUUCCCCUUUACUAAAUAACUCCAAACCAUUUAUCACUUACCUUCAUAAUUGAUUUUCAUGGAAGUAGUAGAAGAUCCUCCCUACAAUGCUGCAUAUGAGGAAUUGAUAGCCAUAGGGCAAAACAAUGAUGCUGGAGUAACUGCAUCAUGCCCAAUGAUAGUAACUUCUGUUAACUUUGGAGAAACUUUUCUGCCUAGUGAACUCCUCCCAGUUUCUACCUAUUUGUUUGGUUUCCAGCUUUCCAAUGCUCAAAAAUAACUCCCUUAAUCUGACCUGAGCAAGGCUGAUGUGCCACUCAGUCUCUUGAGUGGGUAAGUCUCAGGUACAUCCAGCAUAACCUGGCUGAUAUUUUGUUUUGAUCCACAGAUUAAUUCGGUACCAGAAAGCCACCAGAGUGGAUCAAAAGCCCUGUUUGAGUUCACAUGAAGAGUUCAUAACUUUGAAUUUAUUUUUUUUUUAAUUUGUUCCUAGAUUACUGGAAAGUGUUACUAAAUAUUCAUUGAGAAACAAGCUGGGAAUUAUCCAAGAAGAGGAGGGAGGCUCACUGCCUCUUGCUCCUUCGCUCUGAUUUGUGCUGAACUAUUGCCAAGCUUUAACUUUACAAGGUUUAUUUUUAUCGAUUUUCAACAAUAAACACUGGGAGUAUCUUCAAUAAAAGAUUUACAGUGCAUCAUGAAUAAAUACAACUCCCUACCACAUAUUAUAUUGAUCUAUUCCCAAAUGCUACUGAAAUAGCCUAUAAAACCCCAAAUGAAGUAAAGUGAUGGAGAACUUCCUCUCUCUAGUGACAGAUGCAUAUGACUGUUAUGUCUUCAGAAGACAAUAAAAAGGAAGGGAGUGACUCUGCUUCUUUGACCAUAUCUUCAACAGCCCAGUUAAGUCUGUCAACUCAAUGUAAUCCACAUAAAUAACGAAUUUGGGAACCAAGGGAACUGCUAGUGUGUCUGAAGAUUCCCAUUCUUUGAAGCUGUCUCUCCUGCUGCAGUCAGACCAUAAUUAGUCACAGAAGGCCUUGUUGUAACUAGUAAAUGGAUGGACCAACAAUGAUUUGAAUAGUCUGGGUCUGGCUGAAUAUAUGCCUGGAGCCCUGAAUAUUCUCAAAUGGGUGGGUGAGAUGUAAAUCACUAGUCAUCUUAUAAAAUACAAAUAAAUCUGACUUCUAUAUAAAAAAAUGAUGUCAGUUUUUUAGACCAUAAUGUAGUUUCUGCUGAAAUAACCUCCUGAAGUGUGAUCUGAAGUGUAAAUUUUUCCAAGAAUGCUUCUUCCGUUUCUACUCUGUUUUCAAUCUAAUGGAAUGGUUCAAUAAUUGGUGUCCUCUUUCUGGUCAGAAGGAUGAUGAAUGUAGCCCUAAAGGUUGGAAACUAAUGUGUACAAGUCUGCUGUAGAAAAUUAAUUUAGGGCUUUGCUUUCUAAGCAAGUUACUGUUACAGCAGUCAGCUGAGUGCUUGCUGAAACUGUGAAGAAUUAAACAUUGCAACAUUGUUCCAUCCUGACUCUCCACUGGAAAAAAAAGGCAAUAGAUUGGAAACAUCAAGUCUGGGGUUUUACUGGUACUUUGGAGUCAGGAACUGAGUUUUCUUUGAAUUUCAAAGGCAGUUUGUAGCUUUCAUUGAGGGCCUUCUGAAAAGGCUGGUUUAUGGUUUUUGUUUUUGUUCCCCCAGUGAUAUCUAAACUGAGUAAUAAAAUAAUUGCUGGCAUACCGGUUUAUUUACAAUGUUGUAUUCAACAAUAAACAGAAGGCAUGCUGAUCCUUCCAUCCUUUAAUCUUUGUGUUUUUACUAUGUCUUCAGCGUGCUCCUCAGCUGGGUCCUGGUAGAACAGAGGAAGGGGCUACAUGGUAAGGGCAGGCAGACAUCCACAGAAGGCAGCCAACUCACUUCCUUCCCAUUACAGAGAGGAAGCAAAGGAAUAAAAUUAGGCUGGAAAGAGUAAUGGCCUUUGUGGGACCAAAAAGACACAACUUACU
Passer montanus (Eurasian tree sparrow) is the source of this 7827-nucleotide messenger RNA. It is a transcript of the gene KCNRG, whose product is annotated as potassium channel regulator. Lineage: Eukaryota; Metazoa; Chordata; Aves; Passeriformes; Passeridae. The transcript has 2 exons. Gene Ontology annotation, cellular component: endoplasmic reticulum. Gene Ontology annotation, biological process: negative regulation of delayed rectifier potassium channel activity; protein homooligomerization. The coding region runs from base 502 to 1332 and encodes 276 amino acids. The record is from RefSeq and is a predicted model, not a curated record. Gene Ontology annotation, molecular function: protein binding.